AGAAACUUUUGUUUUGAUUGCUCAUCACAAUACCUAAAAUUUAAAAUUUCAUUAAUAUCCCAAUUUUAAUCGAAUUAAGACGUAAAAUAAUAGUUAUGGAGUAUGUAUUUUGUGGAAUUAAGUUUGCUGAGCCUCGCAAUUACGAGAAGAUUCGUGUGGACAUCAAUUUUAAUGAAAAUUCAGUGACAUUAAAGGAGAAAAUUCAAAAAGAUAUUUUAAAAACAAAGGAUGAAAUUUCUUUGAUCUUCUGUGGCAAUGAACUGAAUGAUGACGAGCCUAUAAAUAAGUAUAAUUUGCGUACUGGAUCUACAGUUCAAGUUUUAAGGAGAAUUAUUGAGAUCCCACCAAAAGAAUUUACAACAAAAUUCACGGAAAUGGAUGUCUCUCGUGUCAGUUCCUUAUUUAGAGGCUUAAAUUCCGGAAACUUUCAUAAAAUAUCAAGACCGGAAGUUAUUCAGCAAAUUUAUAAGAAACAUCCAGAACUACAAAGAGACAUUAUAGCUAUGAGCUUUUUAAAGGAUCCAAUUCUUUUAUCGACUCUCCAAAAUCCAGAUACUGUCCGUAAUAUGGCUGAAAAUCAUCGCAUGCUAGUUGAAGCUGCUGAAACAAUCUGCAAAGCAUUAAGAUCAGUUAAAGCGACAGCAGCUGAGCCACAAAUGCCAAUUAGACGUAGCUUUGAGGACCUUUCUGACUCAUCAUCAUCGUCUGGAUCUGAAAACUUGCCAAGAGCAUCAACAUCGAAUGCAGCAAAUAUCCGAAUUACAACUGACUUUCUACGACAAAGUCUUGAACAGGCUCGACAGAAUCAAAACUCAUUGGAAAAUAUAUCUCAAAGGAAUUUAAGUCAAAGCAGUUCCAUUUCUCCAUCAAGUUCCUCAUCAUCAGUUCCAAAUAGACGUAAUAUAAUAUCCAAUUCAAUGGUAAUGAGUGCUAUUGAUGAAGUUUUGAGAGCACGUAGAUCUGAGACUGAUAUUUUAGCAAGGGAACCAAGUGUUUCGUCCACAGCAUCCUCAAAUGUUGAAAGUCAGCCAACAGAAGUGGCCCAAGAACAAAUUGAAGAGCCAGAAAUUGAAAGAAUGGAAGAUGAAGACAAUAGUGAACGUGAUGCUCGUGAUAUAGAAAUGAUAACAAGUUUCCAAACUCAAUUGAGACAGAUGGAAGACAUGGGUUUGUCUAAUAAGGCUGCAAAUAUCCAGGCAUUGAUGGUAUGCAAUGGAAAUUUAGAGGCUGCUGUGAAUUUAGUGCUUGCUGAAAUGAAUAUGAGCUAGAUUGUUUAUUUUUUAUUGAUUAAUUUAUUAACUUGUCAUGUUUUUCAAUAAUAAAGUAUGAACACCCUGUAUUGUACCCAAGUGUUUGAGGAUCCAUAUUUUCU
Messenger RNA from Chironomus riparius, 1372 nucleotides. The record is from the annotation of a GenBank genome assembly. NCBI's taxonomy places the organism in Eukaryota, Metazoa, Arthropoda, Insecta, Diptera, Chironomidae.